Messenger RNA from Camellia sinensis, 2336 nucleotides. RefSeq lists its product as uncharacterized. The record is from RefSeq and is a predicted model, not a curated record. NCBI's taxonomy places the organism in Eukaryota, Viridiplantae, Streptophyta, Magnoliopsida, Ericales, Theaceae.
CAUACAUGUCAGUUUACAGAUGAGUGCGUAAUCUCAGAAGAAUCUCUCUCUUGAUUUCGUAGCAAUCGCAGUUGUUCAGAGACGGUGUCUUCGUCGCUUUCGCCGCCGAGAACAUUGCGCUAAUUUGGAUAGGUUUCUUGAAUCCACUAUUCAAAUUGUUUACAGUUGAGUGUUUCUAAGUGUCUGCUGGACACUGUUUCUUCUCCGACUUCUCAAUGGCAAGAAGCCAACUUGGCUGAAUACAGGUCAGUGGUCGCCACCAGCUUUUUUGUUUGCUCAUCUGUCAAUUUUGGAACUUUGGUACCGGUGAACAUGACUCGUUGAUCUUCAGAAAGAUUCUGCUUGCCUUAUAUUGUAGUAUGGGUCCUGAUCUAGAGCUUAAAGGAAGAUCAGAUAUUGUUAUGGAAGCUUCAGCCUCAGGUAAUAAGGAGACUGCAGGUGUUAUGAAAGAACCAGAAGAUAAGUAUGUGAGAUGUGCAAGUAAUUAUGAGGACAACACCUUUGAGAUGGAAGUUUUAAUGGAUGAACAAACUGGCAGAGCAGACAGAAGUCAGGAUGUGGAGGUUAAUAUAGUUGACUGUACAGCUUCUGGUGACAUUGGGUUGGUUAAAGCUGAAUUCCAGGAUGCAACUGAGAAUUCGAGUUCUUUUGAUGAUACAAUGCUGAGUGAUGCUGAAGUUGAAUCAGAAUUGCAUGGUGAUCCUUCGUCACCAGCAAUGCGAUUUAAUGGAUAUAGUGAACCUUUUCGAAUGAGGAAGAAGAGGUUGACACCUCAUUGGAGAACACACAUACAACCUCUUAUGUGGCGUUGUAAAUGGGUAGAAUUGCAAAUUAAGAAAUUUGAAUCCCAAGCGAUGAAGUAUGACAGAGAGCUUGCAAAACAUAAUCGAAGAAAGCAGUCAGAGUUUGAAAACUCUGUAUUAGAAGGUUUUUGUGCAAAGUCACGGCCAUUUUUUGGUCCAAGUAGAAGAAAAGAAGUCAUGAAGAGGAAGAGAAGAAAAAGAGUUGAAGACACAGUGGACAUAGCAUCAUACAUGUCACACCAUAACCUGUUCUCCUAUUAUGAGAGUAAGAGGUCUGCUGCUGAUACUGCUUUGUUGGAUGAUGAUAAGAGCAGUCAAGUGAUUUGCAAAGAGAAAAUCAAUGGCAAUAAUGAAAUUGGGGUCAAUGAUGAAUUGUCAUCCCUCGAGAGAGAUGGUGACAGUUCCUUGGAACAGGUCCUUUGGAAGAUUGGAAUUGUGGAGUCACAAGUUAGCCAGAUGAAGACUCGGCUCCACAAGAUAAUGAGUGAAAAUGCCACAAAGUUCUCUUCCACCGAUGAGUUGAACAUGCUUGCACCAUGUAAUGCAUUGACCAGCUCUUCUCGAAAGCCUGCUUCUCCUCACAACAAUGGGGACAUAAUGCCAGUAGGAUCUUCUUAUAUUGCAACUCAGCUUAUACCCGAGUAUGAUAUGGGUGAUCCGGUUAUGCGUGAAAGUGCAGCUUCGAGUCAUGGAGAAGUGAACCAUGUUCCUGAUAUAAUUGAAAGCACAGAUCAGCCUGAAGUUGGGGGUUCAUCAAAAAAUGUAAUUCAUCUGUGCAGACUGGGGAUGGAAUUUUGAUAUAUAAUCGCAGAGCCAAGAGAGAGACAAAUAACACCAAAGAAGUUAACAUUCAGCCCAUAGAGAAGCCCCAGGUACCAAAGGAAGAGCAAGAUAGCUCCAUUCCUCCAUUUCAUGAUCUUGAAGCUGACUUGCCUGAUGAUGAUCAACCAACUCCAAAGAUUCGUUCAAUUUCCAAACUUACUGCAACCAAGAACAAGAGAAAGCGAGGUAGACGGAAGGCCGGGACAAGUAGGUGGAGCCGGCGAUCCUCAGGUUAGCCCCCUAUGGUAAAAAUGUUGAAAGUUAAUAGUUUCUUUUGCAGGAAACUUACUGCAACCAAGAACAAGAGAAAGUGAGGUAGAUGGAAGGCUGGGUCUAGUAGGGGAGCUGGUGAUCCUCAGGUUAGCCCCCCUAUGGUUAAAAUGUUAAAAAGUUAUUAGUUUCUUUUGCUGGAGGAAUGGAUUUUCCCCAGAAAAAAUGAUGUCAGUAAUUUUGGUGCAAAAAAGUAUGUACAUGCUAUUUAUUCUGCUAAGAUCUCUCUCUCUCUCUCUCUCUCUCUCUUCUCAGUUUGUUCAUGUAGACAAAUUGCCCUUUCGUUUGACUGCAUUUGUACAUACCAUUAGUUUGGCUGUAAUUUCUCUCUAGCUCAAAACUGGUGUUUGAUCUGGAUGUCCCGUGGAGUUUAUGUACAUCUUGAGUUUUUGAUCACAUUAGUACUGUUUCAAUAUCAAGGAAAUUAUCAUUCUUGCUUCU